UUUGCGAUGGUUCAGUAAAGAAGGUUAUGUUAGUGGUUCGAGAGUCGCGGAUUACUAAGGAUGGCCAAGAUAGUGAUAACGCUGUUGUUGUUGUGCAUUGGUAAUAUCUGUAAUGGAGCCGUAAAGGUUAUUUUGCUCCAAAACCAGAAUUCAAAUACGCAGGUGUUCCUUGUCGGUCAGAAUAACGACCAGACCGACCAGCAAACCAGUAAUAAUAACGUUAACAGGAACGAUAAUAGAGUAAACAGCAACCGGCAACAGAGCAAUAACAACGCCAAUGCACAACCAACUCAACCAAACAUAAUACUGCCAAGUCAAAAUGUAAACCGAGGGCAACCGAUUACGGUGAAUUCGAGAGGCAACCAAGGAGACCAACCGAGGCAACAGCAAUCUCCAGGAACAUCGGUUAUUCAUGACACGACAUCUGGCAGCAACUACCACUUCUCUUGGCGCCGAGACCGCGACCGAAAAUUCAGUCACGGUGAUGCUGUCAACUACUGCAGAAACCUUGGAGACAGAUGGAACGCCAUCAGCAUAGAGACCACUGAAGAGAGUGACUACAUCAAUGGCGUUAUUGAUUUAGACAACGUGCCAUACAUCUGGACGAGCGGGACGAAAGUGGGCAACGGCUGGCGGUGGAACGGGCCAGGGGCAGGGGCCUUUCAGGGACUCAACUGGAGCAGCACAGGAGGCUUGGGAAUCGGUCAACCCGACAACAGAUUUGGAGAUGAAAACUGCCUUGGAAUUCUCAAUCGUUUUUACAUAAACGACGGUAUCACAUGGCACGACAUCGCCUGCUUCCACCUCAAGCCCGUGGCGUGUGAGCGGCGCCUUUAGCUGAAAACCUUGAGUUGGAGUUGUCAAAAUUACUCAUUCUUACUGUGGUAAUUGCUUUUUGCAAGGUUUACGAAUAUUGGUAGAUUUUACCGAG
Messenger RNA from Penaeus indicus, 931 nucleotides. RefSeq lists its product as uncharacterized. The record is from RefSeq and is a predicted model, not a curated record. Bases 61 to 837 code for a protein of 258 amino acids. Lineage: Eukaryota; Metazoa; Arthropoda; Malacostraca; Decapoda; Penaeidae. The transcript is spliced from 5 exons.